This is a messenger RNA of Arthroderma uncinatum, 1416 nucleotides long. Its product is annotated as DNA repair protein rad9. Lineage: Eukaryota; Fungi; Ascomycota; Eurotiomycetes; Onygenales; Arthrodermataceae. The record is from RefSeq and is a predicted model, not a curated record. The transcript has 8 exons. The coding region runs from base 1 to 1416 and encodes 471 amino acids. Gene Ontology annotation, cellular component: checkpoint clamp complex. Gene Ontology annotation, biological process: cellular response to ionizing radiation; mitotic intra-S DNA damage checkpoint signaling; DNA replication checkpoint signaling.
AUGAAGAGCGAGACUUUAAGCAGACGACGCGACUUCAACUCCCCGAAGGCGCUUCUACAGCUUCGUGAUGUACUGAUCUGUCUAUCCAAAUUCAAUGAAACCGUCUCAAUUGAAGCCGAGUCUGACUCUUUGCGCUUUUCAACGCUGAAUACUACCAAAUCCGGCUACGCAUCGUACAAGUUUGAUGCCACGUCCUUCUUUGCCCAAUAUUCCUAUAGUGCAUCUAGGAAUAAAGAUAAGACUGGACGGGAUAAGGUUUCUUGUCAGAUAUACAUCAAAGCGCUAUUAUCCGUGUUCAAGGGACGGGCUAUCGAUUUCAAGGACAAGGAUACUGGAAUUGAGCGGUGUGAAGCCCAAUUGUUCGACAGCCCAGAUGAAUCAGAAUGCCGACUAGUCGUCCAGAUGAUUUGCAAGCACGGGGUCCUCAAGACGUACAGGCUAACGUACGAGCCAGCUGACAUCCAACAUGCGCUAUUUGACAGAUCUGGAGCCCAGAACCAGUGGGUUGUGGACUCAAAGUUCCUGCGAGAAAUUCUUGACCAUUUCGGGCGCAGCGCAGAGCAAUUAGAUAUCUACCCUGAUGACGACCGGGCUGUAUUUACCAGCUUUACGGAGAAGGUGAUGGCCGGGACAGAAAUAUUGAAACAACCGGUCCAUACGUCGGUGGCCAUUGAGACGCGAGACUUUAGCCACUUCGCCGUUGAGGAAGGGUUGCAUGUUGCUAUCAGUGUUAAAGACUUUAGAGCUAUUAUUCUCCACGCUGAUACCCUUAAGACACAAAUUACUGCUCGAUACACGAGGCCCUGUAGGCCACUGCAGUUUUCCUACGAUGUGCCGGGGAUGAUGUGUGAGUUCACACUGAUGACACGAGGCGAGGGUGUCGAUGAGACAGAGUCUGUCCCUUCACAGACCAAUGUGGCGCGGGAGCUAUCGGCUCGACCUAUGCAGCAGCCCGUCGCCAAUGCGCCAGUGGAGAGAGGUUCCAGCGUCCGAUUAUCUGGCAGGGAGCAGCAGCAGCAGACGCAGGUACAGACGCAGGUACGAUCCCAACCGCAGAUGCAGAUGCCGCCACCGGCAUCUCAAAGGCAGGAAACCAAGCCGAUCAUCCCACCUGGAUCGCUUGCGCCUGUGGCACCGAUCGAUCAUGAGAGCUUGUUUGUUGCAGUGGACGAUGAUCACCAGUGGGAUGAACCCCGCUACGGCGACGAGGAAGAGCAGGAAGAUAUGCUUCGAUGGGACGCAAAUCUUGACCAGGAGGCAUUGCGACAGAGCCUCGGGGGAACGAUACGGGAUAAUGUAUCUAGGAUGGAACCCGUCAACGAGCAAAACAUGCCCGAUGCUAACCCCACUGAGGAUGAUACGAUGGGCAUUCCGCCGACUCAACGAAUAUCGCAGAUACGCGGUCUAUUCGACUAA